Molecule: messenger RNA, 1953 nt
Organism: Lachancea lanzarotensis
Lineage: Eukaryota; Fungi; Ascomycota; Saccharomycetes; Saccharomycetales; Saccharomycetaceae
Gene: NGG1
Product: LALA0S03e03400g1_1
Exons: 1
Coding region: 1-1953 (650 amino acids)
Biological process (GO): regulation of transcription by RNA polymerase II
Cellular component (GO): SAGA complex
Molecular function (GO): transcription coactivator activity
Source: RefSeq, a predicted model, not a curated record
AUGUCGCGACCACCACGUCGAGGGAAAGGUAUCAAAGAGGAAAAUCAGGACGAUGAAUUGGCUCAUGAGCCAUCGCGGCUGUUGACCUCCGUGUUGAAGACACUUGAUCUAACAUUUGAAAGAGAUAUAGGCAUGCUAAAUGGCAAAAAUGUUCGAUCUUUGCCUGGAUUUCAAUCCCUACAGAACUUACGAGGACAUCUUGAUAAACUAGAAACAACUUUGGAGCGUAUUUCCGUCAGUGACAAGGCGACGAUCACUACAAUACGGGAAAUCCUGGAAAAUACUAUUGCUGUAGAGCCAUCUCCGAAACCUGCAGGCGAAGAAGAAAACCACCAAAAACUGGAUAUUCUUGAUACACAAGAAGGAGAACCAGAAACACAUGCAAGCGAUGAUGACGCAGAUGCCAAACCGGUCAUCCAAGCUAGUCGAAAACGAUCACUGAAGGUCGAAGAUGAGGAAGACGAAGCAUUUGAGCAUAACAAUAAAAGGCCCGCCAACAAAGCACUUGAGCCCUCGCCAGAUGUAGAAAAGAAAAUUCAAAGCGAACUAGAUCGAAUAGAAAGUGAUCCUUCCGUGAAAAAUCCGAAAUCGGAGUUUGUUGUUUCCCAAACUCUUCCUGCAGCUGCUGUAAGCCUUGGUCUUUUCACCAAUAAAGGCUUGGAAAGCACGGGCGAGGAGUUCCUUAAGAAAAAGUACGGAGUAUCUAGCUAUCCAGCGAGCGAUUUGAAGGAUCUAUUGCCUGGCGAGAUCCCAGACAUGGAUUUUUCCAGACCCAAACCCGCCAAUCAAAUUCAAUUAACCACUUUUCUCGCCUCUGUCGAUAGUUUUUACCGUGAGUUCUCAGACGAUGAUAUCAAGCUUUUGAAGAACAAGUACCUCAUACCGCCAAACGUAAAGGUAGAAAGGUCCUAUGAUCCAGAAGUUACGCCAUAUAUCAUUCCCAAACUCGGCCCACUAUAUGCAGACGUUUGGUCCAAAGAAGACAACAGUCAAAAUAUUGCGAACCUUUCGCCACCACCAUUACACGACCCCACAAGCAUCCUACCCAAGAAAUCCAGCCGAGAAUUAAGCGAUCAAACCUUGGACACUGAAGAAAUUUCGUGUGGUCCUUUAGUUUCUAGACUGUUAUCGGCAAUUUUAAGAGACGACACCAAGGACACAAAUUCUACCGAGCCAACUACCGACGUUGACGUUAAAAUGGAUACCCCAACGGCUGGGAAUCCAACCCUCACUCCUUCGAGUGAAAUGGACGAAGAUCGAUCCACAAAACUUUCUUCUACGAGUAACAUUCCCCAGCAAGCUGGUUGGAAAGUCAACAGUGUCAAUCUUGACUACCCAACUUUUGAAGAGCGCUUGAAACGGGAGCUAAAGUACGUUGGUAUUUACAUGAAUUUGCCAAAAAGUGAAGAUAGUGGCUACAGUGAGGAUCCGGACUGGCUAUCAGGACGUGAAGAUGACGAAAUAAGCUCGGAGCUGCGAGAGCUGCAAGAUGAGCUGAGACAGGUCACGAAGGUUAAUAUAAAACGAAAAGCGACGCUGGUCCCUUUAGUAGAGCGUCGACUAGCAUGGCAAGAAUAUGCUUCCAUUCUUGACGAUCUAGAUAAACAGACCGAUCAAGCUUAUGUCAAGCGAAUUCGAGCGCCGAAGAAUAAGAAGAAGAAACAGCAGGCUGUCACAUCAGGAAUAGGUUCCACCUCUCAAGCUGCGAUUCAAGCGGCACAUCAGCAAGCGGCAAACUCAAGCUUGAAAUCCCUCCUUGACAAGAGAAGAAGGUGGGUAACAAAGAUUGGACCUUUAUUUGAUAGUCCGGAGAUCAUGAAGCGCUUUCCAAAAGAGAGCGUCUUCAGGGACAUGGAUCAGGAAGAGGAGGACGAAGAGGGUGAUGUUUUCGGGAGCAACGGCAAUAACAAAGAUGAUGAAUUGACGGAUAGUUUACAGAAUAAAGACGAAUGA